Messenger RNA from Triticum turgidum subsp. durum (durum wheat), 303 nucleotides. NCBI's taxonomy places the organism in Eukaryota, Viridiplantae, Streptophyta, Magnoliopsida, Poales, Poaceae. The record is from the annotation of a GenBank genome assembly.
AUGGCGACGAGCAAGGAGGACAUCAAGCACGGCACGGCCCAGGCGAGGUUGACCGUGGACGACGAGCUCAGGACCGGCUACUUCAAUGGCUCGCCGCUGGAGGGCGGCAAGAUCGCCGACUCCGACCCCGUCGACCUCUUCGCCCAGGCGCGGCACGUGGCCGACGCCUCGCCGCACCAGCAGCAGCAGCAGCCGCGGCGUGAUCUGGGGGAGGAGGAAGGGAGGAAGGCCGGGGCGGAGGAGCCGCGGGCGCAGGCGCGGCAGGGGAUGGGCGCCGGUGGACGUCAGCUCGGGCGCCAGUAG